This is a messenger RNA of Symbiodinium sp. CCMP2592, 1512 nucleotides long. Lineage: Eukaryota; Dinophyceae; Suessiales; Symbiodiniaceae. The record is from the annotation of a GenBank genome assembly.
AUGCGUUCUCCAGACUCUGGCACUGGGCAGCGAAUCUCCUCGCCUUUCCGCAGGCGUUUCCUUAGUGCCUCGGUUGAAUGUGCUUACUCCGUUGCCAUCCCAAGUAGCUCGCAGACGGCCGCCGCAUCUCCAGUUGCGCAGCAGGUCUUUGGAAGGCCUGCUGUCAUGUCGACUGCAUUCGCCGUGCCGCGGCCGUCGUUAAUUGAUUUGAAAGCUCUUCCUGCCCAGGCGUCCUGCCGCAAGAGCAGAUGCCAGUGCUCAUCGCAGGAACCGCCAAGCACAGAGCAUGGGAGGCACAUCGGGGCGGCAGCCGCAGUGUUGUACUGCCUGCGACGGGGGACGAAAGUCGCUAGGCAGGCGCAGCGAUCCCGAGAGCAAGCCAUCAGCGCUGCCGUCAACAUCGCUCGGGAUAGCACUCGCCGCGGUCGCGGACGAAUGAGCAUGCAGGAGCGGAAGAAGCUCCGUAUGAUGGAAGUUCAGAGGAAGAUCCAGGUGUUGAAAGGAACGAGAGCGGUCCCCGGAAGGCCUGACAAAGAUGCGUCCAGCGACGACGAUACCAGCAACGAAGAUUCUGCUGAUGAUGAGGAGGGCUCCGGCGGAAGCAGCUCAAGCAGCGCCCCUGUACACGAAGAUGAAGCCGGCGAGGGCCAGGAGAAGUGGGCCUUCAAGAGAGAGGACAAGAGCAGAUCGUCGUUCAAGCGACGCCCACUCCAGGUCAGUGAUGAUGCCAGGGCGGUCGCAGAAACAGAGCUUUACGGUCAGGGCGGCAUCGCAACAUCCAAGCAGUUGCUCGAUGCAGGGCGCGAGUUCAUGUUUGCGAAAGACUGGGAGAAGGCCGCAGACUUGCUGGAGCUCGUCAGUGACCGAAUAAGCAAGGAGCAGCUGAGUCGGAAACUGGACUACAAGGUCGCCCAAGCCAUCGAUGACGAGGCGACUGAGACGCUCGCGAUAGUCUAUGCAGACUCGGGCAGGCUGUCCUUGGCCUUCAACACCUACGAUGUGCUCAGGACGCGUGUUGCAGAUCCUGGAGUGCGAAAGCGAGCUGAGGUUGGUUGGAUCGAGACCGCCGUGAGGAUAUCUGAAAGCUUACAGAAGGAGUCCAGGUUCGAUCAAUGUCUCGAGCUGCUCCUGACAGUUCGUGAGCUGGCCCAGAGUCGCGUUGCCGGCAACAAGCUCAAGGAGGAGAUCGAGAUGACGAUCGCUAUGUGCCUCAACAGACAGGGCAAGAAGGAGGAGGCCUUGGAGAUCCUGCGCGAAGUCCGCCGCAACUCUGGAAGCCGCGAGCGGAAGGCGCAGGCAGCGUUUGUCAUCGACGUCAUGAGUGUUGACGCUCCGAUGGAGCGGAACGAAGAGUUUCACAAGGUCUGGGACGACAACUUCAAGCUUCCGAAGGACAUCACGCAGUCGCUGCCGACUGCACGAAGGUCUUCUGCGCUGAAUCUCAGCCUCUCUGAUCAGGAAGGGGUGCUCGUGGCACAUGGUAUCGGAAUCAAUUCGGUGUUGAGGACUUAG